Molecule: messenger RNA, 7258 nt
Organism: Venturia canescens
Lineage: Eukaryota; Metazoa; Arthropoda; Insecta; Hymenoptera; Ichneumonidae
Gene: l(2)gl
Product: LLGL domain-containing protein l(2)gl
Exons: 13
Coding region: 899-4468 (1189 amino acids)
Biological process (GO): regulation of establishment or maintenance of cell polarity; regulation of protein secretion; cortical actin cytoskeleton organization
Cellular component (GO): cytoplasm; plasma membrane; cortical actin cytoskeleton
Molecular function (GO): myosin II binding; syntaxin binding; GTPase activator activity
Source: RefSeq, a predicted model, not a curated record
AUGAGGCGUCGUUCGAGAUCCGACGAAAAUAACCGAGUUGAGCCGAAUGUUGAGAGAAGUGUUUCAGGUUUCGUGGGUCGAGCCGCGUUCGCUAAAACGGCGUCGUUGAGACACGCAGAGACACGCGAGAGACGUGCGGUGAUGACUUACCGUCCGUUAUACACGAGUUUUUCCAUACCAUCGGUACUUAACCUGCGCUCAAGUCUGAGACGAGUCAAGUGCGUUCCGUGUUUUGAAAACAUUUGUUAAUUUUAUAGUUACUUCAAUUUUUAUUUUUAUUUUAUUUUUUUUUUAUUAUUUCGGCAAACACGAAGUGAACGAGAAAAACACCCACACAGAUUGACACAUCGCGACAUGCUGCGUGGGCCAGCGCUAGAGUACGCGACGUGUUCAGUACUACGACCGUCAAAUUCGCCCACGAACCUAACAGAAAUCGGCAAUUUUUAAAAAUUCGAUACCCUCCAAAUCUGAAACAAUGUUUUAAUCUUUCACAUUUUUAGAGCCUAGUGCCUAGUGUUGCUACGAAUAUUCCAGUGAUUUCAUUACCGUCUUGAAUCAAGAAAAAAAACGAAUUGUAGUCGUGAAAAGCCGAGUAAACGGAGGUGCAGGACCGACAACGCCGCACUAAGUGUAUGUGUGCGUGCCUAUGUGAGUGCGUAUUUUGUGUAUACGUGUUUGUGUGUACCGGCUUCGAGCGGUGGAUAAGGCAAACUUUAUUCUCGUAUCUUUUACUUUCCUAAUUUGUUUUACGUUCCUUUUAACUAUUAAUUUAUUCGUCGCCUGUUCAAUUUUUAAUCGCUAUUUUGCAUACGUGACCUUGUGCUGCACACGGUGACACAGUAAUUAAGUGAUCUCUAGAGUGUAUAAUUAAUAUUUCGAGUGUAACAAGACCACCAAGAUGCUUAAAUUUAUCAGAGGGAAGGGCCAACAACCCACUGUCGAGAGGCAGAAAUUGCAAAAGGAUCUUUUUGCAUUUAGAAAGACUGUUCAGCAUGGAUUUCCCAACAAGCCGACAGCUCUGGCCUGGGAUCCGAGCCUUCGGCUGAUGAUUAUUGGAACUGCUUCCGGAGCCAUCAAAGUUUUCGGCAGACCCGGUGUCGAGUUUUAUGGCCAACACGCGACCGAAAGCGGCGAAAAUGCGGUUACCAAAAUCGUCCCUCUUCCUAACGAGGGUCGCGUCGUUUCCCUGUGCGACGACAAUUCGCUGCACUUGUGGGAGAUCAACGAGAAUUCCGUGGUCGAGACAAAGUCCCUGUCGUUGGAAAGAAAAUUGAAAAAAAUCUCGGCCAUGUGUCUCGAAUCGAACGGCGACAAUCUUCUCCUCGGCACAGAAGGUGGAAAUAUUUAUCUCUUGAAUCUCAAGAGCUUCACAAUGUCCGACAACAUUAUCUAUCAGGACGUCGUUAUGCAGAAUGUUCCCGAGGACUACAAGAAAAACCCUGGCGCGGUAGAGGCAAUUGCCGAACAACCUGGCCACCCAGACAGCAUACUCAUUGGUUACAAUCGUGGCUUGAUGGUUUUAUGGAACAAAGCGACGCCUGGUGCUCAACAGCUGAUGGGUUUGUUUUCGCGUGCACAGACAUUCGUCUCAACGCAACAAUUGGAGUCGGUAAGCUGGAUAUCUGAGAACAAAUUCGUAUCGUCCCACAAUGACGGAUCAUACGUUUUUUGGAGUCCCGGUAACGAGGCCAUACCCGAGCCUACAACGCUCUACGGUCCAUUUCCGUGCAAAGCCGUAUCCAAAAUCCUUGUCCAUCCGAUUGACGAAGAAGAGGAGCUGAUAUUAUUUUCCGGAGGAAUGCCACGUUCGAGCUAUGGCGACCGUCAUACGAUAACAGCAAUGACUUCGUCCAAGCAUGUCGUCUUUGAUUUAACGUCUAAAGUGAUAGACUUUUUCACUGUUAUGCCGAAACAAGAGGACGAGAGCAAGGAUAAAGAAAUUGUCGGUCCCGAGGCGCUGGUUAUUCUCGCCGAAGAAGAAAUUAUCGCCAUUGAUCUUACUGAUCCCGAUUGGAAAAUGAUGGCUCUGCCUUAUCUCGUCUCUCUGCACGCCAGUGCUGUGACGUGUUCUCAGCACGUGCCUACCGUGCCGGAAGAUCUCUGGGACUCGAUAGUGUCAGCAGGAAAAUCGCAAACGGAGCAUUUGUAUUCGGACAAAGCAUGGCCGAUAGACGGUGGUGUGUUGUUAUGCGGAAAAUCAGAAAAAGCCCGAAAUCGUGAAUUGUUGUUAACGGGUCACGAGGACGGUACGGUUAGAUUUUGGAACGCUUCGGACGUGGCGCUGACACCGUUGUACAAGUAUAACUCGUCGAUAUUGUUUACGGGGGAGCACUUGGACGUACUGGAACAGCCACCCGAGGACGAGGAGGACGAAUGGCCGCCAUUUCGAAAAGUAGGUUCAUUCGAUCCGUACUCGGAUGAUCCGAGGUUAGCAGUAAAGAAAAUAUUACUGUGCCCUUUGUCGUCGACGCUCGUAAUCGCUGGUACAGCUGGUCACGUGAUAACGACGAACAUAUCGAGCGAGGCGACGAACAAAGAGAUUAAAGCGGUUACGAUGAACAUAGUGAGCGAUCGAGAUGGUUUUGUGUGGAAAGGACACGAUCAUCUGCCACCGAGAACGGCGAGCAUCUCAUUCGCCGUUGGCUUCCAGCCGCGAAGCUUGUUGCAACUCUAUCCACCAGCAGCUGUGACCGCUCUGGCUAUACAAAGUGAAUGGGGAUUGAUAGCUGCCGGAACAGCUCACGGUUUAGCAGUUUUCGAUUAUUGUCGUGUCAAAGCGGUCAGUGUCAAGUGUACCCUAAAUCCAAAUGAUCUUUCGGGGGCUGGUGACACACCGAUUUCUCGUCGAAAAUCAUUCAAAAAAUCUCUUCGCGAGAGCUUCCGACGAUUACGCAAGGGAAGAUCUCAACGACGAGCCAAUACCAGUCCAACGAGGGUUACUUCCCUGCCGGAAAAGAAAAAGGACGUUACUCCCAGUGCCGCGAGCUCACCGAGCGCUGACCAAUCGCCCGGUGACGUCAAACCUGUCGAAAGACAAGUCGAGGCUAGACCCGUUGACGAUGCUUCCGGUUCCAUGGUACGAAGCUUGUACUUUGCUCGAAGUUACAUUAUCAGCAUGCAAAAUACCACUCCGACCCUCUGGGCCGGUACCAAUAACGGUACUGUCUACGUUUUCACUCUUGCUAUUCCUGCGGGCGUUCGACGUACCGAGGAAGAUGUGAAUUGCACUCUUGGCAAAGAGAUACAACUGAAACAUCGCGCACCCGUCAUUGCCAUUACAAUUCUCGAUGGCUCAAGCGUACCAUUGCCCGAACCUUUCGAAGCUGAAAAAGGCGUCACUCCCGGACCCGAUAUGACCGCACCGCAUCGCGUUGUUAUCGCCAGUGAAGAACAAUUCAAAAUCUUCAACUUACCAUCUCUAAAACCAUUCUGCAAAUAUAAACUCACCGCUCAUGAAGGCUCGCGUGUUCGAAAAACUGGUUUCGCCAAAUUCACCUGUCCGACUGAACCCGCUGGUACUCACGAGGAAACUUGCCUCUUAUGUCUUACCAAUCUUGGCGAUUGCCUUGUUCUCAGCAUACCCGAAUUGAGACGACAACUCAAUGCUGCUGCUAUCAAACGCGAAGACAUCAACGGUAUAUCGUCCUUGACAUUUACGAAAGCCGGCGAAGCAUUGUACCUCCAUUCGAGCUCGGAGCUUCAGCGUAUUUCAUUGUCAGUGACAAAAGUCACGAAGGCUCAUUGCGCCUUGAAUCUUCCACCAAAUGCGAGGUCGCUCCCGGAAGGCUCACCUGAAGUGAUUCAAGAGCAAGGAACAGUCGAAGGUCAACCGGAAAAUGAUAGUGAAUCGCAAGGAACUCAACCAGUACCGAGGCCAAGAUCGAUUACGGAAAAUGGCACGGUCGGCGGCUCAACCGGUGGCGGUGAUACCUCCAAAGAACCAUCGAUCAGACCUACUGCCAGCUCGAACGAUGUAAACGGUGAUGACGAUCGCCAGGAUUUGAACUCCAUUGGGGAUAUUACGAUUGACAGUGUCAAGGAUCACUUACUUAACAGUUCGCUCUUCAGAACUGCAACUUCAUCCGAGGAUCUUCACAGUAGACUGGCCGGACUUAAGAUGGAAGUUACAUCUCGAACUUCCGAAAUAUCGACGCAGAAUCAGUCGUUGAUCGUUAAAACGACAACAGUUAUAUCACAAACAUCGACUGCGAAUACAAACGGUACGACAGAAAAUGGCGAAAUUCAAGCUUCUCAAGCAAUCGAGGGUCAGCAAGUCAACAGCACUACGGUAGAACGGGAGAUAAACAGCGGUACCGAGACGACAACAACACACGCAACAAUCACCCUGCCGCCGAACGUCGAGAUUAGCGCAGCGGAUCUCGCCAACCUGGAAACUGUGCAGACGACAACGGUGACGACCGAAAAAUCGAAGAGUCCAAUGCCCAGGUCCGAGGAAGUCGGCUCUUAGGAUUCUUUUCUCUUUUCGUUCGUUUCACGAAAAUCAUCUUAAUUCUCAUCGCGAGUCCAAGCGAAACCGAGAGUAUCGAUAAUGGCGAGGAGGGGGAAGUGAAGAGAGGGAAAAAAAGAAAAACGAACAUUCAAUACCCACGGAAACGAGGAUGAGCGUGUACAGUGUACACAGCUAUGAUAGCUAGAAUUUAUAUAAAACACAUUUGCAUACGCAUAUUUAGUUGCGUAUGUACAAAACAAUAGAUUUUUUAAGUGAAAAAUCUAGAUUUAUACUUUUUAUUAGUAUUACGAGAUUCGAACAAUAUCGUGCCGCGUUUCACUCGAUUGAAAACGCUCGAAAUUGUUCGAACAAACAAAAACAGCAGAAAUAAAUUCCAAACAAUGCAAGAUGAAGAAAAGCAAACGCCGAAGCCGUAGAAACAUUUACAAACUCUUGCACGUACAAACAUCGAAUCGAUUUCACUGUCGCGUGAAAGAACCAAGGCCUAAAAAUAGCCUCGGAAAUAAGUGAAUUUUUCGAAACGCUUGACCUUUGGGGUUCUAUCAUUUCGUAGACAAAAAUAUUCCCGGGGUGCGAGAUAUCAUUUUCCGAAGCAAAGGCUGUCAAUAUAAGGAAGAAACAUUAUUUUAAUUAUUUAUGGAAAAUUUCAUGUUUCCCUUGGCCUCGACGAAUCGAUUAUUAAUCUUUCAGACAAAGUUUGGGCGAGGGUGAGAGACGCGAUUAUAUUUUUACAGUAUUUGACACUUAUGCAGCUCAUCGUGUUCUUGAAUAUUCGUUUUUGUGUUUGUGUUAUGUUUUUUUCCUUCUUUUUUACUUUUCUCUGAUGGGAAGAUUUGGGAGGAUUUCUUAGAUAAUCAUUAAUAAAAAUAUUAGACUUGAGCAAUUCGUUGCAGGAUUUUCAAUGCAUCGCGAGUAUCUUUUACUCUUUCUGUUUUAACACAUUGUUGAAAACUAGAAACGAGGAAGAAUAUUAAUUUAGCCAUAUCGAACGAAGCAUCGCGAAACCUCAAGUCACCAUGUUUUUUUUUCGCGUUGGGAAAGUUCGAAAGGAAUGCAUUUGGUUUUUUUUUCUAAUGCGAAUAUGAUACGACAUUUGAACUCUUGAGUUUUCUCACGACGUCUCGGUAUCAUCUUAUUGAAAAAAAAAUAUGAGAGUAAUUGGAGCAAAAACGAAUAACGUUGAAGUUGUAUUUUUUUUUAUCAAUGUUGCUUAAUCGUUAAGUUUUCGUUUUCUCCACCAACCGUUACUCAAGUACAUUGAUGACUAAAAUGUAUAAACAUUGAAUACUGCAUACUUAUAUGUAUAUUUAUAUAUAUUAUCAAAUUGCUUGGUUUGGAUGAUUUUAUUGCGGGCAUUGGAAAUUCAUUCUCUUUAUUUGGUAACUCAAAAGAAUUCGAUUCCUACUCCGAUAAUAAUUAAAUUCAUCUGACUCAACAUUACGCAUGCGUACAUAUUACUAGUUUUUGCAAAUGACUAAAAUCCAAUUUUUUCAAACGCGCAAAACUCAAGCGAACGAAAAAUAAAUAAAAUGCAGUAUCAUGUUUUAUCUCCUCAUUUUCGUAUGUGUUGCAAUUUUAAGUUGUACAAAUUUUAACGAUUUUGUCGGAAUGUUGACUGAAAAUAAGAAGAUUGACAAUCCAUUCUCAGGUAAUUCGUGGCACUUUCAAAUUCCAUUGAAAAAUUCGAUUUUGCACAUGUACUUUUUUUUUAUCUAGAUUUAUUCAAUUUUUGUUCAAUGUUAUCAUAUUAGUCUUCAUCCGUUUGUUCGUUAUUAACGCCGAUCCGCGUAGCUUCUAUAAUUUUCGAACCGCGCAGCUCCUCCGGCAGUAACGCCGAAAUAUUUUUGGAAAAAGAACUUACAAUAAUAAACAUGAGAAUAAAUACAAUAGAAGACCGCGUUUGCCUUUGCACAAUUCUCAGCUAUGAUCCAGGCGAAAUUAUCGCCUGAUGAGCACGUAGUAUUCAUCUCUCUUGUUUUGCUUUUUAUUUUUUUCUUUUUUCGAAGGUUUGAGUAAAUUGAAGACUUAUGCUCUUGAAAAAAAUGAGAAAAAAAAAAUAUUGCCUUGUCUCAAAUUCAUUGUGAUGAAAUUUUUGUAACGAGGCUUCAUAUUUAUGUGAUUGGCCGUUUUUCAGGUUAACUCUAAGAAACAAUUUGAAAAAAAAAAAUCGUUUUUUUCUACUGUAUCUGACAAAAAAUUGUAUCGCAAAACAUAAAAAAUCUUGAAAUGCUUGUGAUUUGAAACAUUUUCCAAUUACAUAUUAUUUGGGAUGGGAACAGUUUUUUAUGUUCACAGGCUCGUUUGAAAUAUCAAUUAUUUCGGGUCACGGAUAACAUUCUGUUCGUAAGAAUAAAGCAGGCCUCUGUAGAUAAACUUUCAUUACUCAAUAGUAUUAUCGUUUCAUUGCAACGUUGCAUUUUUUAAAAAUAAUUAAUUAUAUUGAAUAACUUUCAAUCCAGGACACCGUGUUUCUCGGUUGUAUAGCGGGAGAUUUAAACCAUUUACUUUGCUAGUGUUUCCAGAAAUAUGCGAAAUGGUGUAGAAAAACAUGCUGCCGAAUGUGGUGAUAUGCAUACCGUGAAUUGAUUGAAAAUAAACAUGAAUCACAAAAAUGUCAAUACCGUACCGGAACUUUUACGAUUUGAGAACAAAAGAAUAUGCACGAAUUUAACAUGACACUGCCCGUCGAGGCUCAACGUCUUUUAACGUUCGCUGAACGUUGAAAUUAAGUAUACCUAUUGUAACAUCACUUUAUUCUACAUUAAAAGCUUAUUUCCGAUCUGUUAA